AGUUCACUUCUCACCACCUCCACCACCACCACCACCACCACCACCACUACUACUACUACUACUACUACUACUACUACUACUACUACUACUAAAACAACAGUAGCAGCAGUAACAACAACAACAACAACGACAGCCAACUCAUCGUAUUCGCCAAGAUGAAGUUCUACACCGCCGCCCUGGUCCUGUCCCUCGCCGCCGUGGUCGCGUGUCACCCCGGCUUCGACUUCGAGGGGGACGACCAGAGCCACGACCAGACCGGCGAGGCGGGGAGCAACGUGGAGGGGAGCUACAGGUGGACGUCCCCGGAGGGCGAGGAGUUCUUCGUGCGCUACGUGGCGGACGAGCUGGGCUACCGCGUGAUGGAGAGCAACGCCGUGCCGCACGACGCCGACGGCACCUCCGCGGACGGCAACCAGGGCUCCUUCAGCGGCGAGGAGGGCGACGGGGAGGGCGGCGAGAGGAAGUGAGGGGGAGGAGGAGGAGGGGGAGAGGAGGAGGAAGAGGAGGAGAAGAGGAGAGUGUUGUAGGAUAGAGGAGGAAGGAAUAAGAGGAAUGUAAAGAAUGGAAACGAGAAAAAGUGAAGAGGAAGAAGAGGAAAACAGGCAACGGUGUCAAGAGGAACUGAAGAAGAGGAGGAGGAAGAGGAGGAGGAAAGAAGACAACGGUAACCAAAGAAAGCGAAGAAGAAGAAGAAGAGGAGGAGGAGGAAGAGGAGCAGCUAUUUAUCUAUUUAUUAGCACUGUGAUCCUAUUUAUCUAUUGUGGUCUUACUGAACUAAUGUAAGCCAACCCAGACCUUUCCUUUGACCCUCACGAGCACCAAUAAACACCCUGGACUUACUGAGGCUGUUACUAUGUCCCCUUGUUGCGCUCCACACGAGGACACGAGGACACUACUAGCGGCCACAGGCUGCACACGGCGCCCACUGGGAACAACAACACACAGAAUAGACAACUCACAGACACACACACACACACAACACAUAUACAAGGAGUGGGUGUUUCCGUCCCAGUGUGUUCCUCUGCCUCACUCUCCUGUCCACACGACCACCGGCGGAGGGGUGUGAGGGACAGGCGGAGACAUUGACGCCUGGCAGUGCGUGCUGACCCUGGACCCUUGCUGCUUGUUGCCUGUUGAUGUCUUGUCUCUGCUCUGUAGGCUUGUAUGUUUUCAGCUAUCCUCAAUAAA
Molecule: messenger RNA, 1188 nt
Organism: Eriocheir sinensis (Chinese mitten crab)
Lineage: Eukaryota; Metazoa; Arthropoda; Malacostraca; Decapoda; Varunidae
Product: cuticle protein AM1199-like
Exons: 3
Coding region: 156-467 (103 amino acids)
Cellular component (GO): chitin-based extracellular matrix
Molecular function (GO): structural constituent of chitin-based larval cuticle
Source: RefSeq, a predicted model, not a curated record